AUGGAAAGCAUUCAGGACAAACAAAGGCGUUCGCCAUCCCUGAAAAUACAUCCGCCUUUGGUCAACUCAGCCACACCCUGGGCGACAACGUUGAAGGACCUCAACAGGCUCUACAGCUGUCCCCAUACAGGUGCAGUGACUACAAGAACCUCUCUUAUUCAUGGCUUCCCUCACGACCCGGAAGUACAUCAGCACGCCCUUUAUGACACUGUCGCCGUGUCCGGGGCUCUUCCCAAGGGGACAAGCAAUGCGAGUUUCAACUCACUAGGCUACAGCCCUCUGCUCCUCUCGGAAUAUUUGAACUUUAUCGAAAUCAUAUCUUCGCAGCAAGAGCCAGGAUCCAAGAAAAAAACCUUUAUCAUAUCGGUAACGGGGACACCACAAGAAAUCGCCGAGUGCUACCGCAUGGUUUCUGCUACACAAGCCAAAGUUGAAUCCCCACUGGCCCUCGAGUUGAAUCUUUCUUGCCCAAAUAUAGCAGGGAAGCCACCGCCAGCAUAUGACGGGCCCUCGCUUCUCGAGUAUAUCACUUGGCUAUCUGACCUCGGUCCGACAGGCCCGGUGAUACCCGUGGGCAUCAAGACACCUCCGUAUACAUACUCCACCCAGUAUGAGACGCUGAUCAGCGCUCUCAUUGCCGGAUCGCCUACAGGGCUCUGCCCCAUCAGCUUCAUCACCUCUACCAACACGCUCGGCUCCUGUCUGAUGUUGACCUCGCUGGAUGUGCAAAAGGGCCAAGGGCAGCCGCCGCAGAAAAACGUCCUGCCGGGCAAUGGGUUGGGCGGCAUGGCCGGGACGCCUCUCCACCCUCUAUCGCUUGGCAACGUCGCCACGAUACGCCGUCUCCUGGACGAGCAUCCAGAUAUGCUAGGCCACAUACAAAUCAUCGGCGUCGGCGGAGUUUGCGACUCUGGAGGUUACAGGCGCAUGCGGUCUGUUGGCGCCGCGGUGGUCGGUGUGGGAACCGGACUCGGCAUAAAGGGCGUCAAGGUGUUUGAGGACAUCGCCAAGGAAGUGCAUGACAACUGGUGA
Messenger RNA from Pyricularia grisea, 1032 nucleotides. RefSeq lists its product as uncharacterized. Gene Ontology annotation, cellular component: cytoplasm. The record is from RefSeq and is a predicted model, not a curated record. Gene Ontology annotation, biological process: pyrimidine nucleotide biosynthetic process; 'de novo' pyrimidine nucleobase biosynthetic process. Gene Ontology annotation, molecular function: dihydroorotate dehydrogenase activity. Lineage: Eukaryota; Fungi; Ascomycota; Sordariomycetes; Magnaporthales; Pyriculariaceae. The transcript has a single exon. Bases 1 to 1032 code for a protein of 343 amino acids.